CUGAGUGUUAGACCCGCGCUCUUCCACAUUCCCAGCUCUCCCUCUCACUCUUCCAGGUACACGCCCUUUGACUUGUCAGGGGGAAAAAGUUUUUAAGGAAAGAAAAAAACCUAAAUCACGGAAGAGAUUCUGCAGUCCUACUAGUUUGGCAAGUUCUCUGGGCUCAAAGCGGCGUAGAAAGGCGGAGAAGAGGAGAGAAACUCGCAUCUGUGCACAUUUAUACACUUCUCCUGUCCCACAGACGGUAUACGAGAGAGGAGUCAUGGAGGCUGCCAUUCAGACCCUGGUGAAGGUCUUCCUGAAGUCGACCAAGGGAAAGGAGAGUCUAGGAAAGAAAGAAUUCCAGGGCCUCGUCAAGUCCCAGCUCAGCAACAUCCUGUCGGACACAGACAGCAAGGAGGCGGUCAGCAACAUGGGUCAGGGGCUGGAUGAGAACCAGGAUGGCAAGGUUGGCUUCGAGGAGUACAUGAAGCUGGUCGGCUACCUGGCGGUCUCGCUCAGCGAGCAACGUAGCCUCGCCAAAGAGGAGCCUGCCCAGAAUGCUGCAUCUGGACAGGUGGCACAAAGUACCCCUGACAAAGAGGAGGAGAAACCAGAGGUAAACCUAGAGGCAAAGGAGGAAGCAAAGCCAGAAGCGAGCGAAGAGCCGAAAGCAGACGCAACUGCUGAAGUAAAGGUAGAAGCAAAUGCAGAAGGAGAGGUGGAAGUAAAGGUAGAAGUAAAGGCGGAGGGAGAGACGCAGCCCGAGGUCGCCAAGGAGGAGCCGACAGCGGCAGCGGUGACAGCAGCGGCAGAGGCGGCGGCGGCGGUGGUGGAAGUGGUGGUGAAAGAAGAGGAGAAGGGGGAGGAAACAGACAAGGUGGAGGAAGCUGCAGAGAAGGUGGCUGCGGCUGUGGUGGAAGAAGUGGAGAAGAAGACAGAGGAGGCGACCUCAUAGGGGACAAUCCAUUCCUUCACAAGAAAAUCACACUACACACUUACAUGAAACACUACACAUAUCAUAGCAUUAACAUUGCCAAAAUAUGUUUGUAAGCCACUAAACAGUUUUUGUUUUUAAAAUACACACAACUUUGAAAUACAAAAUAUAGGUAAAAGUUCAAACACUACAAACCCAGCUCUGAAGAAACCCCAUUCCUUAUAUAUGAUAAAUAACACAUGUAUAUGAGCGUACACUCAUUGCUUUGUACUGCUAGUUACCACUAUGUUCAUAUGUACAGCAUGUGCAUCCCACUAUAUAGCACAUUUACCUCAUCAUGAUAAUAUACUAUGAUUGCAUGCAGACGUACACUAUCAUGUGCAUGCCAUGUCCCUGUGAAAACCUCACUGCCAAAGUCUGAUUUCCCUGCACACGAGACCAAAGUGUCACCGCAUGUUCACACACCACUGCAGACAAGAGGUUUGGUUUAAAAUCCUGUCCUCUCCUCACUUUUGACUCUGUCUGGGUCUCUUCCUCCACAGUUGUGUCACGCAGCCCCGCAUCACUUACUGUUUAGUGAAAUAUCACUGGUGUACAUCUUGCAAGGUACUAAUGGCUUAAAGGAAUAGUUUGACACUUUGGGGAACAUGCUCAUUAGCUUUCCUUUCAAGAACACCAAUGAGACAAUUGACAGCAUUCUUGUGUGUCCGUUGAGAUGGAGCCACAGGCGGUUAGCUCAGCCUAGAAUAAAGACUGGAAACAGAGGGAAACAGCAACGCUGGCUCUCUAGGGAACAAAAAACACCCACCAGCACAUUUAAAGCUCACUGGCUAAUAUGUUAUGUCUUGUUUAUACUUCACUUUUUGUACGGAUUAAAGAAACUAAGAUAUAAUUUGUUAAUUAGUGAGCUCGAGAUGUGCUGGGAGGCAGAUUUUGUUUCCUCCAGACAGCCACGCUCGCUGUUUCCCUCCAUUUUUCAGUCUUUAUGCUAAGCUAAGAUAACUGGCUACUGAAUGAAAGCUUUAUGCUUACCAAACAGGCAUUAGACUGAUAUCAACCUUCUCAUCUAACUCUUGGCAGAAAGCAAAUAAGUGUAAAUCCCAAAAUCUCAAACUAUUCCUGCAAUGGUUGCACAAAAAUCAUUCAGUAACACCGUAUCUGUUUUUUUCACAUCCUCAUCUUUUAACCCACAGUGCUAUGGAGCUGAUUUGGCAUGACAAUAAACAAAUUGUUUUGCUGAAGCUUUGCAUUCAGCUCAUCUUAA
Molecule: messenger RNA, 2180 nt
Organism: Seriola dumerili (greater amberjack)
Lineage: Eukaryota; Metazoa; Chordata; Actinopteri; Carangiformes; Carangidae
Gene: s100u
Product: major latex allergen Hev b 5-like
Exons: 3
Coding region: 263-937 (224 amino acids)
Cellular component (GO): perinuclear region of cytoplasm
Molecular function (GO): calcium ion binding
Source: RefSeq, a predicted model, not a curated record